UGAGCUAUCCACUCGCACAUUAUGUGGAAGGUCAUAGUAUUUGUUAGUAUUGUUACUGCCGCUCCGACGGACAACUACAGCGUCAUAAACUUUAAUCCUAUCAACGAGUUCACAUUAAAACUCCUCGAUAAUACUUACGCGUUUCAAGAAAGCUUCGGACAAAAAAAUGUUGCUAUAUCACCUCUCUCAGCUUGGAGCAUUUUCUCUUUACUAGCUGAAGGAUCGGCUGGAGAAACUUUUCACGAACUAAUGAAAGCACUGAGACUACCGAAUGAUCUACGUGCGACUCAAAUGCUUCAUGGAGCAGUAAAUAGUUUAUUGAAGAGCGCAAAUGAAGAUGUCACCCUAUAUAGUCAAACAGCAAUGUUCUCGGAAGUAAGUUUAAUGAUACAUCCCGAAUUUUGCAGAUCUGCUAAUCAUUACGGCACAGAUAUUUUUAAUGUAGAUCCAUCAAAUACUACUGAGUUCGCCAAUUUUAUUAAUUACUACGUUUGUAUGUCCACGGAAGGUAAAAUCCGUGAGGCAGUGCGACCAGAACUACUCGAAGAUUUAAAACUGAUUUUGGUUGAUGUUCUUUAUUUUAAAGCCAGCUGGGCUCAUCCUUUUGACACAACACAAACAAAGGAAGAAGCUUUCUAUAACUCUCAAGGAAAAUCAAUUGGGUCAGUCAACAUGAUGUACCAUAAGGCGCCACACAAUAUUGGAGAUUCCACACAAAUUGGAGCGCAAAUUUUAGAAAUGACUUAUGGUAAAAAUGAACAAUAUUCCAUGCUUAUCCUAGUGCCAUUUGAUGGGAUACCAAUACAAAAGAUGCUGAGCAAUUUGGCCACACAACCGCUGGAUUGGAUGACGGAGUACAAAAUAUCUGGAAGUUUGCCAGAAAUUGACUGUUACAUUCCGCGUUUUAAGAUAUCAUCUCGAACUGAUUUGAUUCCCCCGUUACAAUACGGUGGCAUACAGAGAAUAUUUGAUAGAAUGAAUGCUGAAUUGCCAGGAGUAUCGGAUAGUCCAUUGUUUGUUUCAAAAACAAUUCAGAACGUAGAGAUUGAGGUAAAUGAAGAGGGCACUGUUGCAGCGGCUUCAACAAUAGUUGGUCUAGAAGAUAGAAUUUUAGGACAGCGCUUUGAAGCGAAUAAGGAAUUUGCGUUUAUUGUGAUGGAAAGAUCGUCUGGUUUAAUGUUGCUUGCUGGUGUUUACGCGGAUCCUCAUGUUGUACAGACAAACGGAACGAUGAAAUGCUUAUUAAGUUUUUUUGUGUUUACGAUCGCGUCGUGUUUUGCUAUUAGUGUAGAUUUCAGUGAAAGACCAAGAAAUUUUAGCAUAGAACUAAUAUAUCAUACUCAAUUAGAAGAAAAUGGGCAUGUUGUCAUAUCGCCUUUUGGAAUAUGGAGCUUGAUGACAGGCGUUACGAUUGGUACUUUAGGUAAAAGCAGAGAUCAACUGAUAAGAGCAUUUGUUUUACCUCCAUACGAUGAUUUAAUUCUAAACGGAUAUGCAAAUAUAACUAAAACAGUUUUGGACCCAACCACCAAAGGAGUCACACUUAAAACUCAAAACUUUCUUUUCCUUGAUAAAGGUUUCAGCAUAUUUGAAAAUUACAAAAAAAAACUGACAACAGAUUUUGCGGCAAUGAUUGAAAAUCUAGACUUUCAAAAUCCAACGACAGCUGCUCGUGUAGCGAAUAAAAUUAUUAUGAACUCUGGUGCCACCGUCUCGAAUGUGAUGCGUUCAUCUGACUUUGCAGAAUCAAGAAUGAUCUUGACCAAUGUAAUUUCUUUCAAGGGCCUAUGGUCGUCGCCUUUUAACACAACAGAUACGGUACAGGAACCGUUCUAUGAUGAGAAUAAAAAUUUGCUUGGCAGAGUUAAUAUGAUGUAUCAAAGAGCACCAUUACCUUACUCCCACAUAAAGGAAAUGAAAGCUUUCGUAUUGCAAAUGUCAUACGGAAACGAUGACAAAUAUUGCAUGCUCGUUGUUUUACCGUAUCCAAAAGUUAAAGUGACUGAUGUGUACAAGAAGUUUGCAAGCGUAUCCCUCAAGGAUAUAUUUGCCAAAAUUGAUGAUGACGUAAAAGAGUUCGGAUUGGAAGAUGUUGACGUUAAAUUGCCCAGAUUUAAAAUAAGUACGAACAUUGUUUUAAACAAGCCGUUAAACCAAAUGGGUGUUUACGAUAUAUUCAAUCCAAAUAAGGCAAACUUCAAGCGAAUUACAGAGGAAGAAAUAUAUAUCUCCGCGAUAGUACACAAAGCUGACAUAGAGGUCACGGAGUCUGGGACCGUAGCAUCGGCAUCUACCUCGGCGUAUUUCUCCGACCGUAUAUCAACUCCAAACUUCGAAGCAAAUAGGCCUUUUAUAUACUUCGUAAUGGAAAAACCCACUGCUACUGUAAUAUUUGGUGGAAUAUAUAUGAAACCAAGUGAAUUUUAGAUGACGCAAGUGUUGUGCGUUAUGUAAGAACAUAUUUGUAGAUGUUUGUUAUGUGUAUAUGUUAUGAAUAUCCAAACACUCACAAUGAAUCCGUAGGAAUUAGUGCUUCUUGACCUGUGUUCAAUGCAUACCUAUUGAAAUAACAAAAAUACUCAAAACCACUCUUACUGUUGAUUUUGUUACUAGUGUUAAUAUAGUCUUACUUAAAUCUAGUGUGGGCAAGACUGAAAAUAAGUGUCAUGAAUCUAAUUUUUAAUGAAUGUAUUAUUUUAAAUUUUGAUUCUCAUAAUCAUCAGCUUUCACUAUGUUUCUUCACAGCAUCUUUUGCUAUGCUAAAAAGUAAAUAAAUCUAAUAAUUGGAAAGGGUGAAACCACCCAUAUAAUGUUUCUCAAGUAGUCUAUUUAAAGCAAUGACUCUAAUUUAAAAUAAAGUAUCUGUUUUCAUAAAAAAAAAAUUGAAAUUGCCAACUUUAAUUUUAUUAUUGUAAUGACUUGAAUGAGAUGACUUACAUGUUUAAGCUUUUGAUUAACACCUAUAUGUGUAAUUUAUUUUUUUAUAUUAUCUAGGAGUUCCAUAACCAUAACCUUUUUGUUGUUGCAGUAGAAGCGCGUGGCCCCAUUUGACCUUAAAUUUUUGUGGUUGUCACUGGGUACUUUGUUAUGACAACUUUGCACGGUUAUUUCUCUAAAAUUAAUGUGCACAGAACAAAGAAGUGAAACAAAUAUUUUUCAUUAUUACGGAUGAAUAAUAUAAUACUUCACGGCUUAGGUAUACACCCUUUGCAUCGGGUUAUCCCGCCUUUCAAAAUAGUCGUGUACAAGAACACGUUGCCGAUGCCAGAUUGUAUUAAAUAUAAUUAUUGAUUUGACUUACCAACUUAUACAUAUAAAUUUAAUAUGCUUACAUAAUUUAUAGCCAGCAGGGCUUAUUUGCAUUUAUUAUACUAUUUAUUAAUAACACUGAUUAAAUAUAAAUAUCACCAAAUAUUUGUAGCUACCCGAGGAUAGCCAACGUUUCAUCGUUUUGUUUAUGUAAAUUAGGUAUAUAAAUUUGAUAAAAAUAAAGUUUUAAUCACACAGCCUGAUACAAACAUACUUACUAAGAAAUGC
Pararge aegeria (speckled wood butterfly) is the source of this 3537-nucleotide messenger RNA. RefSeq lists its product as uncharacterized. The coding region runs from base 22 to 2427 and encodes 801 amino acids. The transcript has 2 exons. Gene Ontology annotation, molecular function: serine-type endopeptidase inhibitor activity. The record is from RefSeq and is a predicted model, not a curated record. Lineage: Eukaryota; Metazoa; Arthropoda; Insecta; Lepidoptera; Nymphalidae.